AUGCAAUCUACUCCAAGACCAACGCCCAGCUCUAGUGCUGGCCUCAACACGCAUGGCCACUCAAAUUCAUCAAGCUCGCUGUCGUCAUCCGGCUCGACCACUCCGCCUCUCAAAUUAGCGAAAUUAACAACUGCUUACGCGUCUUCAUCUUCUCUUGUAGGUGGAGUGAAAGGAGGAGUGCCCCCACCUCUCGUACGCCGGUCUUCCGCGAGCUUCAACCACGUCCGUACAAACUCCCUCGUCUCGUCUUCGCCCUUUAAAACGGGUGGAGACACGUCCUCUACUCUUGCUGCACGAACAGCUAAAGCCCAGCGAUCCCCGCCACCUUCUCAACAUGAUGCCGCCCGCGGUGUCAUUCGACGUGCCCCGGGCGACGAUCACCCCGUAUUCUCUCAAAUACACUCCAGAGCCAAAUCAGAUGAGAAUUCUGCCCCAGACAGUGCUCGAAGGCCUCGCCAGAGUAAGGGUUUCUCGACUUUGUCAAAGGCUGAAGUUGUCACUAAGAGCCCUUUUCUUGAAGGCAAUGGUGUCUCUCCUGCGACAAGAGCGGCCUACUCUAGGUCUGUAGACCUCACAAACUAUAAUCUAGACCAUUUGGCCGCUGAAAGAAUCCCUAAAUCCUCCACCUACCCUUCAGUGUCUCUGGACAAGUUGCCUGCUUUGGAGGCUGCCAAUAAUCCCCCCCACUUGGCGCCGGAUAGCAUCACGUGA
This is a messenger RNA of Acaulospora colombiana, 711 nucleotides long. The record is from the annotation of a GenBank genome assembly. NCBI's taxonomy places the organism in Eukaryota, Fungi, Glomeromycota, Glomeromycetes, Diversisporales, Acaulosporaceae.